AGUCCUAUAAAAGUUCCAGUCUUGGGGUGGCUCAUGUCAGACCCUCUUGUGAAAAACAAGUGUCAUCAACAGACAAUUUAUAAAUAAAUUAAAACAAUAUAUAUUUAUAAAUAUUAAUUAUAAAUAAAUUUAAUUCAUGAAGAAGUAAACACAAAGAUGUCGUUAUCCAGAACACUCUGGUUAUUCAUGACCCUCAUGGUGGGUUUGAGUUUAGCAGCAUCGUCAUUAUCUCAUCAGAAAAAAGAGGAAUCACUCAGAAAUGCUCUUGCUGCUGUUACAAGAAAACAAAGAUCCCUUAAUUCACUUCCACAAGAUUACUACAAUGACUUACGAUCAUUCAAGUAUCAUGGUGAGCCUGUGAUUAAAUUUGACAGAGAAGAAAUACCAGAUCUAGAUGAAGAUGAAGAAGAACUUGAAUUUCUUCCAAUGGAUAAUGGACAACUCGAGACAAUUGGGGGUGGAUUCCAAAAUUUAAAUAACAAGAGACUUGAACGAGCUCUUAUUGAUUAUCUUGAUUCUCCACCAGUACAAAAAGAAGCCGUAUCUUCACUAUUUCGUGAACGUGAAAGAUCUGGUAACCGAAAACGUACACUAAACUCGGAACGUUUUAAUGCAAAUGAUAAAGAAUUGGCACGAUUGUUUGUGGAGGGACUCCAAAAUUGUGCACCUCAUGGUGAAGAUCGUGAAGAAGCUGAAUAUCAACCAGUAGAUCUUUCACAACCAAUAUAUGACCGUUAUAAAUUUGAAACAACAAAUAAACUAGACACACAUGUACCAAUAUCAUGGGCAAAUGUAUUUCCAAAAAAUCAAGAUAAUAAUGAUGAAAAUUUAGCACUAUCAGAUACAUAUAAAAAUGUACCAGUUAAAGUUGGUGGAGGAUAUGUUAUGCUAUCAGUUCCAGUAUCACGUAAAAAUAAAGAAGAAUUAUAUUCUGAUACAAGACAAGGACAUAUGACAAAACAUUUUCCAAUAGCCAAAAGAAGUCCAAAACCAUUGCCAAAAACACAGGUCACUGAUCCAAAAAUUGCACAAGAUCUUGGUGCACUAUUUGGCAAUGAAGAAUAUAAUAAAACAAAUGAUGAUAAUACAAAAAAAUUAUUAUCACAAAUACCAAAAACUGAAACAAAUGUUAGUCCAGAUCAUGGAAAUAUGGAUCAUAUACAUUUGAGUGCAGGUAAUAGCGAUACAACAACACGUAAACCAAUUCCAACUGUUCGUUCAAUAUCAAGAAAAGAACAACAAAUUAAUAUGGGAAAAGGACUUGAACAUCCAAUUGAUGUUAGAAAAAAAAGUAUUGAUUGGUCACAAUAUUUUGGUAUUGAUCGUAGAAGAAAAAAAACAUCAUUACUUGCUCGUCCUGGUACACAAGAUCAAGAUGAUGAAUGGUUACUUCAAAAAUAUUAUAAAACAAUGGCAGAUAAUUUAAAAACACCAAUGAAAGAUAUGACAAAAGAUAAUGGUGAAAAACGUGAUAAAUUAGAUCAAAUGGAUGAAAAAUUAAAAAAUGUUAAAAAUCUUAUUGUUGAAGAUGCAGUUAGAUAUUCAACAACUGGUGAUGAUACUGAUUCACAAGAAGUUAAAGAUGUUGUUAUUGCACGUUUAGCAGCAGCUUAUUCAUUGGAAAAAAUGAGAAAAGCUUUAAAUGAAUUUCGUAAUAGUAUAACAGCUCAACGAGAUAUUCAACGAGUUUCUCAUAAUAAAAAUGAUAAUUCAAGUGAUGAUAAUAAGGAAAAAAAUGAUAAUAAUAAUAGUAAUCAUGAAAAAAGAAAUAGUAAUAUGGUUGAUGAUGAUGAUGAUGACGCUAUACCUUUUGAAGUAUUUGAUGAAGAACGAGGUUCAAAUUGUCAAGAACUUGAAGCUAUUGAAAUGAGUUGUAAGCCAGCAAAGAGUCUUAUACCUGGUUUAUUUGCUCCAUGUGUUAUGCACCAAGUUUGCAGAUCAUGUAAUAACGAGGAUGAAUGUAUGGCACUUUAUGCAAUGGAAGUUGCACAAAUAUGUGAUAAUUUAUCAAUUGAUGAUGUUCGUGAUUCACGAAGUUAUUGUGCUAAAACUGCUCUUGUUAUUGCAUCUCAAUUACAAUCAUCUGGAAUUGGUAGUUCAUUGUGUCAUGGUGCAGUUGCUGAUACGUGUCUUCGACGUUUUCGUAAUCGUCAUCGUUCUUCUUAUCCUAAUAACGCACAACAACAGCAACAACAACAUCAUCAUGGUAUCAACAACAAUGGCUUUGACAUGACAAUGAAACGAUAAAUAUAAUAUUAAAAUGUUUGUCAAAAUGGCCUGUGUCAUAUCAUCUUAAUUCUUCCGUCUAUUUGCACUAAAUUAUAUUUGAAAAAAAAAAAAUAUUAAAAUAUAGAAACUCACGUGAUCUUCUAUGACACGUUGAUAAUAAUUUAUGGAAAUUUGAUAAAUAAAUAUUUCGACAAAAAAAAAAAAUAUUGCAUUAAAUUUUAGAAUAACAAAUGGCAGCUUUUAAAAUGAUAUGCAAUUUAUUUGUUUUUUGUCUUUUAGUUUAAAAGACUAUUUGGAAAAAGAUAAAGUGAUAAAAUAAAUUAUCAAUGAGCUAACAGAGAUUUAAUCUUAUCAAUUGAGAUAAAAAAGGAAAAAUAAGAAAAUAUAGGAAAAAUAAAAAAAAUAUAAAUACAUAUAUAUAUAAAUAUAAAUGUAUUGCUUCGUACAUUGUGUACCUGAAUGUGUAAUUGGAUUAAUAUAUAAGAAUUUGUUAAUAAUAAUAUACUAUUAUUAUUAUUAUAUUUAAUUUAUUCAAGAGAUUAUACUGGUCCCUCUGGUAAUCGAAUUUUUUUAUAAUUUUGCUGAAUCCGCAACAAACACGAUAACAAAUUUAUCUUGAAUGUUUAUUUAACAUAAAAAAAAAAAGAAACACGUUAUAUUAAAA
Molecule: messenger RNA, 2893 nt
Organism: Aphidius gifuensis
Lineage: Eukaryota; Metazoa; Arthropoda; Insecta; Hymenoptera; Braconidae
Exons: 8
Coding region: 157-2247 (696 amino acids)
Source: RefSeq, a predicted model, not a curated record